Molecule: messenger RNA, 2016 nt
Organism: Odontomachus brunneus
Lineage: Eukaryota; Metazoa; Arthropoda; Insecta; Hymenoptera; Formicidae
Product: retinol dehydrogenase 12-like
Exons: 8
Coding region: 677-1723 (348 amino acids)
Source: RefSeq, a predicted model, not a curated record
AUCAACUGUUGAUAACGACGUGCACAUUGAAAUUCCGGGCUACCGCUGUGACAUAAGGACGUGUUCGAGCCUGUCGAAUAUCAGUGACGUUGGAGAAUUCGCCUAGCCUAUCAUUCUGGAUCUAUCAUUGAAAGAGAGAAAGGAAAAGUAGCGCUCAUGUGUCACCACAUCAGCUGUUAUCCAGUAUUGUCGAUAUGCUGCGAACUCUCAUUAUCAGACAAGUGUGUCAAACAUCAAAAGUCAAGAAAGCAUUUCUGCGAUCUGACCUAAUUAUCGCGAGAGAAAAGGUCGCAAUAACAUCCCUUCAUAUACCACAGAUAGAUAUCUUCAGUGACUACGUUCAACGGUACAACAUUCAACGAUCAACAAUCAGUGAUUAUUAAUAUGUACUACAAGAUUAAAUUUAGGCCAAUUACGAUAACGAAUUACUCAACCGUUACGUCUACUGAAUACACCUUAUCUAUCGCGCGGACAGUGUAACGGUAGAAGCCUUGUUGGAUGUAGAGCGAGAAGUGUGUGUAACGGUGAGCAGUUCUCGUUCGUCUCGAGGAGUCCAGUCCUUAACUUCGCAUUCGAGUGCGCGCGGUGCCAACCGGUUUCACGACCGCUACAUUCCCAGUCGUCGACCUGCGCAUUGAAACAGCAUUAGUUUUUCAUCACCAAAUUCGUGUGGAACAUGUUACUCGGGUUGCUCUCGAUUUGCAUUCUCGGUGGCGUUGUUUAUUGUGCGUUUCGCAAGACAUGGCGUGCCGCCGGUACAUACUUACUCUACGAGAUCAAAUACAACAUCCUGGGUAUGCUAGCGAUUAUACACGACCUAUGGAAUGCUAAAUACAAUAAAAUCGAUUUGCCUUCUACGCCGGGUAAAGUUGCGAUCGUAACUGGCGGUUCUAGGGGGAUAGGAGCAAUAGUGGUCAAGAAGCUUUUACAAUGUGACAUGGAAGUUAUAAUCGCUUGUAGGACAAUUAUCGCCGGAGAAAAAACCAUCCUUCAGAUUAGAAAGUCUGGAGUUACUAAUGGACAGGCGAAAGUUUAUGAGCUUGAUAAUUCCUCUCUUGAAUCGGUAAGGGAAUUCGCAGAGAGAAUAAAAAAGGAGUAUGACAAAGUUCACAUACUGAUCAACAAUGCUGGUGUCAUGUUCGUCCCAUAUCACGAAACAAAAGAUGGAUUUGAGGAACAAUGGGCCGUAAAUUAUUUAUCACAUUUCUUGUUAACAUCGCUUCUGUUACCGUUAUUGGAAACUGGCGGGCGACCUGAUGAUUGCAGUAGAAUAAUCAAUGUUACUUCUUGCGCUUAUAUGCUUGGAGAUGCAAAUUUCAACGACAUCAAUUGCAAGGGCAACUUGACGCAAGCAGUUUAUGCAAACAGUAAGUUAGCGCAACUAAUUUUCACGGCCACGUUACAAAAACUUUUAAUGAAUAGAUCGUUGAACAUACGGAUAUAUUCUGUACAUCCAGGUAUCGUGAAAACAGAUUUAUUCAACAACAGCUAUGUAAGCAAAGUUAAGUUGCUUAUGAUUGGAUUUAAGACACCUGAACAAGGAGCUAUUCCAAUAGUGUAUACAGCAGUAAAUAAAGACAUUGAAAAGAAAGGUGUCUUAUAUAUUAGUAACUGCAGAGAAAAUGCUGUACUUCCGGUGGUACUGGAUACUAAAAUACAACAACAAUUGUUCAAUUUAUCCUUAAAACAAGCACAAUUAAAUGAUUUUUUCCAAUAUUUGUAAUCAAAGUAUAAAUAUUAAAUCAUAAUUGUAUUUAUACCCUACUAGAUAUACAUUUUUAGUUAAGAACGAUUUCCUUUUUUUUUAUUUAUGAUUUGUGAUGAAUAAAAAAAAAGUGAUCUUACAUUACAUUGAGUAUAAAUAUGUAGUUGUUAUUGUUGCAAUGUGUUUACAUGAGAUGGCUUAUAUUAAAUCUAUACAUAUUUUUUCAUGAUGCUAUUUGACGUAAUAAUAAUAGCAAUAAUAAUAAUAGCAGCAUUCUGUAUUUCCAUAUAAAAAGAAUUGAUAUGUUUUUA